Messenger RNA from Exaiptasia diaphana, 1038 nucleotides. RefSeq names its product allatostatin-A receptor-like. Gene Ontology annotation, molecular function: G protein-coupled receptor activity. Gene Ontology annotation, cellular component: membrane. The transcript has a single exon. Gene Ontology annotation, biological process: G protein-coupled receptor signaling pathway. The record is from RefSeq and is a predicted model, not a curated record. Lineage: Eukaryota; Metazoa; Cnidaria; Anthozoa; Actiniaria; Aiptasiidae. Bases 1 to 1038 code for a protein of 345 amino acids.
AUGAAUGACUCGAACCUCUUGAAUGGCAGCAAUUACUGUACAUAUGMGCAAAUGGAGUCCCCUAYUGAAAAAACUCUAAAACUGAUGACAUGUUUGGUUCUUGGUGGAGUCGGUAUUUCUGGUAACGUUUUUGUCAUCGUGCUGGCUGUAAAGUACACUGUAACAAAGARUCUGCACUUUUURAUYAUCAACAUGGCMGUUGCAGAUAUUCUUUUUAUCRYGUUCCACCUCCAGCGGCAUGUCAACGACAGUUUUCUUCAAAAUUAUAUAUGGAACAACAUGGAUGAAACUAUCGCGAAUGUUCUUUGCAAAACAUUUUCAUUUUUGGUCUCUCUGUUUUUCACCGAGUCUCUUAUAACCUUGCUGAUCAUCAGCAUUGAGAGAUAUCGAGUUACCAGGAAAAUUGUACAAAUCUCAAGACCGCUAUCURCCAAACACCGCGURGCAAUCAUAGCUUGUUGCUGGUUCAUUGCCAUGGUAAUGAACGUGUUGCUGUUUCUUUCUGYUCAUGUUAAAAGACGUAAUUCGGAAAAGGAUUGUGUCAAUUACUCCAAUAACAAAGAGGUAUCGAAGAUCUCAUUUUUUGYAAUUCURGCAACGGUGCUGGUCUWCUAUUUAUCAAUGGCUGUGCUAAGUAUCUUAACAUUACGAAGCCUAUCAAAGCCCCAAGCCAUUGAAGACAGUCUUUCAGAAGUGCAAAGACAACAUCGAAGAAAACGAAUCCGCAAUGCCGUGAAAAUGGUCUUGUAUUCGUUACUGUUGUAUUCAUGUUCAUGKGGACCUUUUUAUGUAGUGGCCGUWUACUUGUAUUUUAGUGGCAUCAUGUUCAUUGGUUGUGUUGAAUGGUCAACGUUGUUCUUCUUUGCUUGGUACGUUCUUCCCCUUGUCAAUUCUUGUCUCAGUCCCGUUAUCUAUUGUGUCUGUCUGUCCGACUUCCGUGAAGCAGCGAGGAGAGUGCUUUGCUUUGCAAACACACCUAGUUUCACUGGAAGAAACUCUGUUGUUCCAAGAACUCGCUGUAUUGAAAAUACGACAUAA